Molecule: messenger RNA, 462 nt
Organism: Recurvomyces mirabilis
Lineage: Eukaryota; Fungi; Ascomycota; Dothideomycetes; Mycosphaerellales; Teratosphaeriaceae
Exons: 2
Coding region: 1-462 (153 amino acids)
Source: RefSeq, a predicted model, not a curated record
AUGUCCUCAAAGCGUCUGAUCAAGGAGCUUGAGCAAUAUAACAAGGACCCUUCUCCAGCUGUACCUCAUCUAGAAACCGUAGGAGGUGAUCUCACCCAGCUCACAGCCGUCUUGAGAGGGCCAGCGGGGACGGCAUACGAGGGCGCCAACUGGAACCUCACCAUCUCCCUCCCCCCAACCUACCCCAACACCCCCCCAACUAUCCUCUUCACUACCCCCAUCUGCCACCCUAACAUCGCCUUCCAAACGGGAGAAAUCUGUCUCGAUCUCCUCAAGACCUCGUGGACGCCUGCUUAUGGGAUCGUGAGCACGCUGGAAGCGAUACAGCAGCUUCUCAGUGCGGGAGGGGAAGCGGAUAGUCCGUUAAAUUUGGAUGUGGCGAAGUUGAUGAGGGAGGGAGAUGCGGUUGGGGCGGAGGGAUUAAUUAGGUUCUAUACUGGGUUGUUUGCUAUGGGACGGUGA